Messenger RNA from Indicator indicator, 210 nucleotides. It is a transcript of the gene GNGT2, whose product is annotated as G protein subunit gamma transducin 2. The transcript has 2 exons. Gene Ontology annotation, biological process: G protein-coupled receptor signaling pathway. Lineage: Eukaryota; Metazoa; Chordata; Aves; Piciformes; Indicatoridae. Bases 1 to 210 code for a protein of 69 amino acids. Gene Ontology annotation, cellular component: heterotrimeric G-protein complex. The record is from RefSeq and is a predicted model, not a curated record. Gene Ontology annotation, molecular function: G-protein beta-subunit binding.
AUGGCUCAGGACAUGACAGAGAAGGAGCUGCUGAAAAUGGAGCUGGAUCAGCUAAAGAAGGAGGUGAAGAACGAGAGGCAAAUGAUCUCCAAGACUGGCAAAGAGCUCAAGGACUACAUCGAGUCCAUGGCAGGUGAGGACCCACUGCUGAAAGGAGUCCCUGAGGACAAGAACCCCUUUAAGGAGAAGGGUGGCUGUACAAUAAGCUGA